Messenger RNA from Pestalotiopsis fici W106-1, 1017 nucleotides. RefSeq lists its product as uncharacterized. Lineage: Eukaryota; Fungi; Ascomycota; Sordariomycetes; Amphisphaeriales; Sporocadaceae. The record is from RefSeq and is a predicted model, not a curated record. The coding region runs from base 1 to 1017 and encodes 338 amino acids. The transcript has 6 exons.
AUGUCAUGGCUACAAACUGUAUUAGGCGGGCCAGUGAUAACCCACACUCUUUCACCUUCGCUACAACCACGAAAUCAACAUCACGGCACUUAUAGUGUACCAUUCUUUCCAAGCGAGGACUCCAAGCUACGCGCGUCCAGCCUCACCGUGCGUAGAGGUGGCAACUGCCCCAACUCGCUCGAGGUGCUUCAGCAGCUUCUGGGUCGGCAUCCUGGGCACAAUGUUACACCAUAUCUCAUUUCUGCACUACCAUCCGCAGAUUCCCCGGCGGCGGCCAAGAUUAGAGAGUCCUUUGGCAUCGAUUCAAUCGUAGACUUGACAAGAUGUGUAUAUCAUCCAGGUCACUCGGAACCGGCCAGUAGUUACAUCAUACGUAGCGACGCAACAGGGUCCCGGACCCUGGUCAACUAUAACGACCUACCAGAGGUGACGGUGGACGAUUUCAAGUCCGUGGCAAACGAUCUACUACUAGGCGGUGGCAGGACAUGGUGGCAUUUCGAGGGACGACUUCCGGAAACGACUCUAGAAUGCAUCACGCAUUUGCGCAAGUCGAGCCCAGAGGCUAGAAUUAGUGUGGAAAUAGAAAAACCGGGCCGCCAAGGUCUGCAGGAACUGGCGGCUGAAGCGGAUGUCGUCUUUUACUCCAAGAGUUGGGCAGAGGAUCAAGGAUACCAGACUGCCCGGGACUGUCUCGAGGCGCAAAGUAAAGUGGCUCGCAAAGCGACUCUCCUUCUCUGUACCUGGGGCUCCGAUGGAGCAUCGUGCUGGUCACUCCCGAGUGGACGUUGUUUGUCCUGCGCCGCGUCGCCGGAUGGAAAGGAGGUUCAGGUAGUCGAUGCGGUAGGGGCUGGUGACACGUUCAUCGCCGGGAUACUGUUCGGUCUGUUGUGCAAAGCGGACGCGGACGCGGACGCGGAUGUGGAGGCUAGACUCCGGUUUGCUGUGCAGCUUGCUACAUGCAAGGUCAAGAGAGAGGGAUUCUCUGACCUUGGCCGAGAUGUCAUGGGCAGCAAAUGA